GGUUAUAAGCUAGUAAAACACCAGUCGGAAUUUUAUCCUAGACUGACAACAUUUAGUAAUGUUUAUGUCAGACAUUUACUAGUUAAAAGUUGUCUUUUCUUGUAUUUUUGCGAAAUAAUUUAGAGUUAAUUUUGUUGAUAAAUUAAGCUAAUUUAAAAUCGACUCAAUUUAUGGAAAAUCAAAAAAUGAAGAAAAGAAAGCAGUUUACACUUCAGAAACUAGAUCCCGUUAAUGAUAGGGUAACAACAACUCCUAGUCCUGAGCAUUUAGAUGCUAUCAUGAGAAAUUUAGGAAGUGAAGCUAGGAUACAUGUAGACAACGAGGAAAUUGUUCUUCACGCCGAUAAUCUGCAAACUAUUCAAAAUCUGGGUCGCGGAGCGUACGGACACGUUGACCUAGUUAGGGACAGACAAUCCGGUAAAUCUUUUGCAGUUAAGAGAAUGACCUUGGCUUCUUUCGAAGAAGGUCAGAGAAGGACCCUCAUGGAAGUUUAUGUGGCAGCUCAGAGUAAAGACUGUCCGUAUACCGUCAACUUUUACGGGGCUAUGAGUUUGGAGGGUGAAUUAUGGAUGAUAAUGGAGAGAAUGGAUAUGUCUUUAGAUAAGCUAAGAGAGAAUAUUUUUGGAGCAGAUGAAAACUAUAAAAUACCUGAGAAUAUUAUAGGUAAUAUUACCUAUCAAAUUAUCAAGGGCCUUAGUUAUUUGCGAGAUGAAGUUUCCGUUCUUCAUAGAGAUGUUAAACCAUCAAAUAUCUUGAUUAAUAAGUGUGGUCGUGUUAAAGUGUGCGAUUUUGGCAUAUCCGGAAAUAUUGUCAAGGAGUCAUUGGCAUUUUCAAACGUUGGUUCUAAGCCGUACCUAGCACCAGAGAAAAUAAGUCCCAGAGAUGGUCAAGUAGGCUUCUCGUCAAGAGCUGAUGUUUGGAGUUUAGGUAUAACUGUUUUGGAAUUUACUACGGGAAAAUUUCCAUAUAGAGGAUGGCAAAAUGCUUUUGAAGCCUUAAAUGAUGUUGUAACAAAACCAUCGCCAACUUUACCAGCUGGAGAAUAUUCCGACGAAUUUAAUGAUUUUAUAAAUUCUACACUAAAGAAAGAUGUCAACGAAAGACCAAGAUAUGCAGACUUAUUGAAAAAACCAUUUAUAGAAAAGUGUCAAAGUGUUGAUAUAUCCUCUUUUGUUCAAGAAUUCGCGAACGAAUAGUGUCAUUCCACGCAUACACACCCGUACAUACUUACAUACAUGCACACAUACAUGCAAGCAAACACACACACACACAUAUAUAUAUAUAUAUAUACACACAUCAAUAUACUCUCUCUCUCUCAUUCUCGAUUAUUGUAGAUGAUUUGUUAGUGAGUUAUACUUUGUACUUUAUUCAUUAGUAUUCUUCUAAUAUUCCAAUAAAAUACAAAAUAUAUUACAUUAGUCGAAUUAUUGUUUUUUUUUUAAAUAGGUAAAUCAAAGUUCUCUAACACUAAACAAACAAAAUAUAGUUUUCGUCUAUUAUGUAUGGUUCUUUUCUUUCGCUCUCCAACUCUUAGUCUCUAAUCUACAGGACGUGUAUGUAUUAGUCAUUUUGAUUUUUUCUUUGUUUUAUUUUAAAUUGAUGGAAUGUAUUAAAUUUCCAAUAUGCCGAAAUAUUUUUGAUGAUAAAAUGGCGAAAAAAUAGUAUUAAUAAAUAUAAAAAGCAAGUAUUUUAAUGGUGUUUCUUUUGGGUAUCUUUGAUAAAAUUAGAGUCUAGUUAGCUAAUGAACUAUUGAAUACGGGAUAACCAUUAUGAGCAACUCAAGUUUUUCAAGUUUACUUGAAUUAUAUUAUUAUUCUUUCUAUUUAUUUUGUUAGUAAAUGCUACAUAGCUACAAAUUUAGGAAGACUUCUGUGUAUACCGUAUGAGUGACUCAUGGGUCUUU
Dimorphilus gyrociliatus is the source of this 1903-nucleotide messenger RNA. NCBI's taxonomy places the organism in Eukaryota, Metazoa, Annelida, Polychaeta, Dinophilidae. The record is from the annotation of a GenBank genome assembly.